CCACCACCACCUGCCUUGCACAUAUGGAGACAGUAUAUAUAGCACCGUAAAUCAUUAAUACUGGUGAGGCCACAGGUCGACCCAGCAGUCUUACCCUGAAGACCCAAACGACCGCUCCUCCAGCAGACCACUUGAUACACUGCCAUCAUGUGUGACGACGACGCAACAGCUCUGGUUUGUGACAACGGCUCCGGCCUCUGUAAGGCUGGCUUCGCCGGCGACGACGCUCCCCGCGCCGUAUUCCCCUCCAUCGUCGGCCGUCCUCGUCACCAGGGUGUGAUGGUCGGUAUGGGUCAGAAGGACGCCUACGUCGGUGACGAGGCCCAGAGCAAGAGAGGUAUCCUGACUCUCAAGUACCCCAUCGAGCACGGCAUCAUCACCAACUGGGACGACAUGGAGAAGAUCUGGCAUCACACUUUCUACAACGAACUGCGUGUUGCCCCUGAGGAGUCCCCCGUCCUCCUCACUGAGGCUCCCCUCAACCCCAAGGCCAACCGUGAGAAGAUGACCCAGAUCAUGUUCGAAACUUUCAGCGGUCCAGCCAUGUACGUGGCCAUCCAGGCCGUGCUGUCCCUGUACGCCUCUGGUCGUACCACAGGUAUUGUGCUGGACUCUGGUGAUGGCGUGACUCACACUGUCCCCAUCUACGAAGGUUAUGCUCUUCCUCACGCCAUCAUGCGUCUCGACUUGGCUGGUCGCGAUUUGACCGACUACUUGAUGAGGAUUCUCACAGAGCGUGGCUACUCCUUCACCACCACGGCUGAACGAGAAAUUGUGCGAGAUAUCAAGGAAAAACUCUGUUACGUAGCUCUCGACUUCGAAGGAGAGAUGGCUCAGGCUGCUGCUUCUACCGCCAUUGAGAAGUCGUAUGAACUCCCUGAUGGACAAGUUAUUACUAUUGGUAAUGAACGGUUUCGUUGUCCAGAGGCUCUUUAUCAACCAUCUUUCCUGGGUAUGGAAUCCAGUGGCGUUCAUGAAACUGUUUACCACUCUAUCAUGAAGUGUGAUGUUGACAUCAGGAAGGACCUUUAUGCCAACACCGUCAUGUCUGGUGGUACCACCAUGUACCCUGGUAUUGCUGACCGCAUGCAGAAGGAAAUCACUACAUUGGCUCCCUCCACCAUUAAGAUCAAGAUCAUUGCUCCUCCCGAGCGUAAGUACUCCGUCUGGAUCGGUGGCUCCAUCCUGGCCUCUCUGUCCACCUUCCAGUCCAUGUGGAUCACCAAGGAGGAGUACGAGGAGUCCGGCCCCGGCAUUGUCCACCGCAAGUGCUUCUAAAUUACAAUUUUGUGAUAUACCAUCCCUUUUGCUACAUAACAAUUUGUUCCUGUAAAGCCAAUUGUCAUUUCGAUCUUGGUGCCUCAACUUCCAGCAAGGUAUAACCCACAUUGGGUGGUGAGGACCUCUAUUAUAUCUUAAAUAACGUUGUUAUGCGGUUGUGUACCAUCGAUUAAUUCCUAAAAUAAAACAGUAUCCUAAUUA
Messenger RNA from Homarus americanus (American lobster), 1482 nucleotides. RefSeq names its product actin, muscle-like. Lineage: Eukaryota; Metazoa; Arthropoda; Malacostraca; Decapoda; Nephropidae. The coding region runs from base 148 to 1278 and encodes 376 amino acids. The record is from RefSeq and is a predicted model, not a curated record. The transcript has 2 exons. Gene Ontology annotation, biological process: mitotic cytokinesis.